Molecule: messenger RNA, 2721 nt
Organism: Salvelinus namaycush (lake trout)
Lineage: Eukaryota; Metazoa; Chordata; Actinopteri; Salmoniformes; Salmonidae
Product: elongation factor-like GTPase 1
Exons: 9
Coding region: 1-1971 (656 amino acids)
Biological process (GO): cytosolic ribosome assembly
Cellular component (GO): cytosol; ribonucleoprotein complex
Molecular function (GO): ribosome binding; GTPase activity
Source: RefSeq, a predicted model, not a curated record
AUGGUCAUGAAGACCAUAGUUGUCAUGAAGACCAUAGUCGUCAUGAAGACCAUAGUUGUCAUGAAGACCAUAGUUGUCAUGAAGACCAUAGUUGUCAUGAAGACCAUAGUUGUCAUGAAGACCAUAGUUGUCAUGAAGACCAUAGUUGUCAUGAAGACCAUAGUUGUCAUGAAGACCAUAGUUGUCAUGAAGACCAUAGUUGUCAUGAAGACCAUAGUUGUCAUGAAGACCAUAGUUGUCAUGAAGACCAUAGUUGUCAUGAAGAACAUAGUUGUCAUGAAGACCAUAGUUGGUAUUGGCGGUCUCGAGGAGUGUGUGUUGAAGUCUGCGACCCUCUCCACCUCCCCUGCCCUCCCACCUUUCAUCCCCCUCAACUUCGAAGCUACGCCCAUCGUACGAGUGGCCAUCGAACCCAAACACCCAAGUGAGAUGCCUAAGCUGGUACGGGGUAUGAGGCUGUUGAACCAGGCUGACCCGUGUGCUGAGGUUCUGAUCCAGGAGACAGGAGAACACGUACUGGUCACGGCCGGAGAGGUCCACCUGCAACGCUGUCUGGACGACCUCCGAGAGAGGUUUGCCAAGAUUGAGAUCAGUGCCUCCAAGCCUAUCAUCCCAUUCAGAGAGACCGUGAUCAGACCACCCAAAGUGGACAUGGUCAAUGAAGACCUGGGGAAACAACAGAAGGUGGCUGUGCUCCACCAGGUGAAAGAGUCAGACACCCUGCACCUGGACCCCAGCGGCCUGGUGACCCUCACCACCCCCAACAGACAGGCCACCGUGGGGGUACGGGCCAUACCACUACCCGAAGAGGUGACUCUUCUGCUGGAGGGUAGUGCUGACUUGAUCCGGACCCUGGAGCAGGCAGGUCAGGCCCAGAGGGAGGGGAGGACCCUGGACAUGAGUACCUGGACCCUGGAUGCCCUGAUGGAGCUGAAGAGCAGGCUGGAGGUCCUGCUGCAGGGGAGGAAGUGGAGGAAUGCCGUGGACCGGAUAUGGGCCUUUGGACCACGCAGGUAUGGACCAAACAUCCUCCUUAACAGCGUAGAGGGGUACCAGAGAACAUCCGUGUGGCACUGCCUCCAACGAGAGAAAGGAGAGAAAGAGGGAGGGGAGAAAGCUGAGGCCAGCGCCAUCCGAGACUUUGACAACAGCGUUGUCAGCGGUUUCCAGCUCGCCACCCUCUCUGGUCCAAUGUGCGAGGAGCCCCUCAUGGGCGUCUGCUUCUCUGUGGAGAGAUGGGACAUGAACUUCCCCACCCAGCGCACCCACCUGGCCUCUGUGACUGAAGAAGACUCCAACUCCCUUGAUGCAUCUGUUUCCAAAAGCCCCGGUGAGGCUGCAGGACAGCAGGAGGCCUCAGGCAAGGCAGGGGGAGCGGGUGAGACGCCUUCCCAGGCAGAGGGUGCCGUUGCUGAGGCGAGCCAUGGGAGACGCAGGGCGGAGGUUGGGGCCGGGCUAGUGGACUGCUACGGGCCGUUCUCUGGCCAGCUCAUAGCUGCUGUGAAGGAGGCUUGUCGGCACGCGUUCCAGGCCAAACCUCAGAGACUCAUGGCUGCUAUGUACACCUGUGAAAUCAUGGCUACAGCAGAGGUGUUAGGUCGUGUGUACGGGGUCCUGGGGAAGAGGGAGGGCCGAGUGUUACAGGAGGAGAUGAAGGAGGGGACAGAGAUGUUCAUCAUCAAGGCCGUCCUUCCUGUGGCCGAGAGCUUCGGAUUCGCUGACGAGAUACGCAAGAGAACCAGUGGAUUGGCUAGUCCACAACUGGUCUUCAGCCACUGGGAGGUGAUCUCCAGUGAUCCGUCCUGGGUUCCUACCACAGAAGAGGAGUACCUCCACUUUGGAGAGAAGGCUGAUUCCGCCAAUCAGGCUCUGAAAUACAUGAACGGUGUUCGCCGGCGUAAAGGACUGUACGUGGAGGAGAAGAUAGUGGAGCACGGCGAGAAACAGAGAACACUGAGCAAGAACAAAUAGGCCUGUGUGUGUUUCCUGAUUGACUCCUACCAACACACACCCGAGACAGACAUCAUAAAGAGCAUCCAGUGGAUACUGUCCCCCAUCGCUACACCAUCAUCACCCCUCUAACUGUCACUCAAAAUGAGCCACUGAUGCUUUUAUAUUACAGAGCAGUAUUGCUGAAAACCUCCUUAGAAAAUGUUUUUUAGUCCAGAACUAGACUUAAUCUGUGUCUAGGAAACCGGCCCAAUGGGUUUUAAUAGCUGGACAUUCAGCUGUGUCUUUACCAGGGAGAAUCCCUUUCAGCUAUGCAUAAUUGACGAGUGUUCCCGUUCAAAUCCAGUUUUGCUGUUAAGUGAAGUGGCUUGAAUUAAUUUCUGCUCUCAACCUAAUUGAAUUGCAGUACCCAGCCCCCUGAAGAGCGGCAUUUAAUUUGGAAAAACAGAAAUAUGAUGCAAAGGGGGAUUGUAAAAAAUUUUAUUAUUUGGGGACAGCGCUAGCGAGCUAUAGCCUUGUUGAUAUGCUAUGUUGAGAGCUCUGGGUAAGGUAUCUGUGUACAAGACGAGCUAUAGCCUUGUUGAUAUGCUAUGUUGAGAGCUCUGGGUAAGGUAUCUGUGUACAAGACGAGCUAUAGCCUUGUUGAUAUGCUAUGUUGAGAGCUCUGGGUAAGGUAUCUGUGUACAAGACAUAAAGCAAAAUGUACAGUAUUUACCAGAAAGCAAUAAAUAAAGAAAACUGUGUGUUUUUUGUUUCAUUAAUCAGGAGUGA